AUGGCCCCAGAGACGCCAAACACACAGAAAACCUCCCAACCAUGGCCCCAGAGACGCCAAACACUCAGGAAACCUCCCAACCAUGGCCCCAGAGACGCCAAACACACAGAAAACCUCCCAUCCAUGGCCCCAGAGACGCCAAACACUCAGGAAACCUCCCAACCAUGGCCCCAGAGACGCCAAACACACAGAAAACCUCCCAUCCAUGGCCCCAGAGACGCCAAACACUCAGGAAACCUCCCAACCAUGGCCCCAGAGACGCCAAACACACAGAAACCUCCCAUCCAUGGCCCCAGAGACGCCAAACACUCAGGAAACCUCCCAACCAUGGCCCCAGAGACGCCAAACACUCAGGAAACCUCCCAACCAUGGUCCCAGAGACGCCAAACACUCAGGAAACCUCCCAACCAUGGCCCCAGAGACACCAAACACUCAGGAAACCUUCCAACCAUGGCCCCAGAGACACCAAACACACAGGAAACCUCCCAACCAUGGCCCCAGAGACGCCAAACACACAGGAAACCUCCCAACCAUGGCCCCAGAGACAUCAAACACUCAGGAAACCUUCCAACCAUGGCCCCAGAGACACCAAACACACAGGAAACCUUCCAACCAUGGCCCCAGAGACACCAAACACACAGGAAACCUCCCAACCAUGGCCCCAGAGACACCAAACACUCAGGAAACCUUCCAACCAUGGCCCCAGAGACACCAAACACACAGGAAACCUUCCAACCAUGGCCCCAGAGACAUCAAACACUCAGGAAACCUUCCAACCAUGGCCCCAGAGACAUCAAACACUCAGGAAACCUUCCAACCAUGGCCCCAGAGACAUCAAACACUCAGGAAACCUUCCAACCAUGGCCCCAGAGACAUCAAACACUCAGGAAACCUUCCAACCAUGGCCCCAGAGACACCAAACACACAGGAAACCUUCCAACCAUGGCCCCAGAGACACCAAACACACAGGAAACCUCCCAACCAUGGCCCCGGAGACACCAAACACACAGGAAACCUCCCAACCAUGGUCCCAGAGACACCAAACACUCAGGAAACCUUCCAACCAUGGCCCUCCGCAGUUUUCCGCCGCGACAACAACAUCGAACUCCCCCGCGAACUAAACUCAUCAAAGGUCAAUCAAGAAGCUGA
Messenger RNA from Procambarus clarkii (red swamp crayfish), 1149 nucleotides. RefSeq lists its product as uncharacterized. Lineage: Eukaryota; Metazoa; Arthropoda; Malacostraca; Decapoda; Cambaridae. The record is from RefSeq and is a predicted model, not a curated record.